AUGGCCGACGACGACACUCUUAACACAACAGCAACGACGGGCGGCGGCAUCAUCUUCGACACCUACACGGACUGGUGGGUCUUCCUGACCAUCACGGUGGUUUGUUGGAGCGUGGUUUAUGGGGUGGUGUCCAAGUCGAUGCGGGACUCUGCCGAGCGCGAGCGGGCGGCGUGAGACAUGGACAAGGAGAAAUUCGUGCUGCGUUUGGUAGCGCUCGUCCUGUUCAUCACGCUGCUGACGCCAGACAUACGCGCGCCGCCCGCAGACGACACACCAGUAACCUGCACACAAGACGACCUGUCGGAGGCCCUGCGGCGCUUCGAAUCGACCAUAAAGGCACAAAAAGCUAUCAUUGUCGUGGGCGCCGAGGGCUCGGGCAGCAAGCUGGCCGCGCUCGCCGCCGCCCAGGCGUUGGAAGGAGCCGCCUUCCGGUCCCCGAGCUUCCCGCCGCCCUACGACCCAUCCUGCGCCGAGAGUAGGGGUGUGUGGAAGACCUGGGACGGCCACGGUAUACAUGCGAACUUCUGCGCGGCGUCGGCCGUUAUACAUAGGUCGCUGCCGCAUGCGAAUUGCUUCCCCGACGUGCGGAGUUUAGUGAGGGAGCUGAAGGACGACUAUAGGUUCGAAGAGGUGUUGGUCGUCGUCGCGGCGCGGGAUCCAUCAGCUACACUGCGGACGAAGGCGAGGCACCACCAGCGGAAUGGUGGAGUGGCGGCGCGCGAGCAGCGCCUCGCCUUUGAUGUUUUGAGAGGGUUGGUCAACGAUCCACCUUGUGGGGUCUUCGUCUGGAGCUACGAGGCCUUUUUGGUGCUCGGGGACGCGUACGGGAAGCAACUGCUCGACGCCUUAAAGCUGCCGCGGCCGUUGGCGAGCGAGCCCACACCCGAAUUGCCAUUGCCGACCUACGACGGCAACCGCGCCUACGCGCGGCGGCGGCGGCCCUGGGAGCUCCUCCGCGCCGCGGCUCUUUCCAUCGUCGCGCCGCGGGCGCCCGCGUAUGUUGCGGGGGCGCGGGCGGAGCUGAGGUAA
Messenger RNA from Pelagomonas calceolata, 1029 nucleotides. The record is from the annotation of a GenBank genome assembly. Lineage: Eukaryota; Pelagophyceae; Pelagomonadales; Pelagomonadaceae.